AUGUGUCCUCAGAGCCUACUUUACAAAUAAACACACACACACACAAAUGCAAUGUCUUUGUAUGCACUCCACUCGUCACCACUGCACACCUGCAGGUAGGUAAAGGUAAACCCCCAGGGGUGGGACGUGGGCACCACAUGUGACUUAUUGGUCAGUUGUAUGUGUGGAUCAGACGGUGCACAGCAGAGCAGCGGUUAUGGCUCAGGUAAAAGCAGACUGUGAAGAGGUUUACUCUGACAUGGCAACCGUCAGUUCCAGUGCAGAUAUAGGAGUGCCGGUGAGGAAGGGGUCAUUAUGUGAGACCUCCAUGGUUGCUGGUCUCAGCCGGCGCAGCAGGGUUUACCCCUCCCCAGCGAGGAGACGCCACCGCACCACCUUCAGCCACAAGCAGCUGGAACAGCUGGAAGUGGCCUUUGGACAAAACCAGUAUCCUGACAUCUUCUACAGAGAGGAGUUGGCUCGCAUCACCAAACUCAACGAGGCUCGCAUACAGGUGUGGUUUCAGAACAGAAGAGCCAAGCAGCGUAAGCAGGAGCGAGCCUCUCAGAAGAUCCUCUCAGUGGGUGUGAUGUCAGGCCACAGGUCUCUGCUGGGAGGCAUGCAUGUCCAGUCCUCCAGCAUGGCUCGACAGUACUACACGCAGCCCCUCGCUCACAUCCCCCGCCUUUCCCCCAUGUUGUCCUCAGGGACAUACUCCCCACACCCGGGUCCGGUCAGCCAGUGCCCGUGCCCCAGCGUCCCAACUCAGCCGGCCUCUCAACGCCAGCACGAUGACUGGUACAGCCCUCUGAUGGGCAACCUCCCCUCCACCAUGUUUUCACUGGCCUCCAUGCAGCCUCUGGACCCAACCUCUCACUGGAGCUAAGAUGUAACCACGUGAAUGUGUAUUUUUUAUUUUUUAUUUUACAAUAAAACCCAUUUAAAUGA
Solea senegalensis (Senegalese sole) is the source of this 927-nucleotide messenger RNA. RefSeq names its product PROP paired-like homeobox 1 (gene prop1). NCBI's taxonomy places the organism in Eukaryota, Metazoa, Chordata, Actinopteri, Pleuronectiformes, Soleidae. The transcript is spliced from 3 exons. Gene Ontology annotation, biological process: regulation of transcription by RNA polymerase II. Bases 197 to 865 code for a protein of 222 amino acids. Gene Ontology annotation, molecular function: DNA-binding transcription factor activity, RNA polymerase II-specific; RNA polymerase II transcription regulatory region sequence-specific DNA binding. The record is from RefSeq and is a predicted model, not a curated record.